Molecule: messenger RNA, 878 nt
Organism: Myotis davidii
Lineage: Eukaryota; Metazoa; Chordata; Mammalia; Chiroptera; Vespertilionidae
Product: GTPase IMAP family member 6-like
Exons: 1
Cellular component (GO): cytosol
Molecular function (GO): GTP binding
Source: RefSeq, a predicted model, not a curated record
UACACCAUCCUGGUGUUCACCAGAAAGGAAGACCUGGAUGGUGACUCUCUGGAUGGGUAUGUGAAAGAGACUGACAACCGGGAGCUUGCCAACCUGGCCAAGAUUUGUUCCAUGCGCCACUGUGGCUUCAACAACAGGGCAGAGGGGGCAGAGCAGGAGGCCCAGUUGAAGGAGCUCAUGGAAAAAAUAGACAUGGUCCUGUGGGAAAAUGAAGGCCAUCAUUACAGCAACAAGGCUUAUGAGUUUUCCCAGCAAAACCUUCAUCUCACAGAAGUGCAGGAAGGCCAUAUAAUCCAGGGGCAAGGCUCUGAGGAAGGGCCCAGUGGGGAGAUCUUGGUGGAGGAAUUGUGCCAAAUCCAGAAGGCAUCUGAGGAAACUCACAAAUGUCUCCUGAAGAGGGCACCUAUCUGAGCAUAUGCUGGACUCCACUGAGGGACAGCUGUUUCUUAUGAGUUCCUUUCAUCCCUGUGUUCAGUUUCCAGCCAGUCACUUGUUCUCUCCAUCCCACAGGUCACUGACCAUGCCAGUCUCUAGGUGGUAAGAGAGGGUGGGUUCCUGAGUUCUCAGCUACCAUCCAGGUCCUUCAUUGCAUCUUUCAGUGCACGUGGACCCUCCCUCCUCUCUACUCCCUGCCCCCAGCAUGCUUUCUCAUAUGGAACCUCACAUUGCAUUGGCAUUGCAUUUCUUGAAGUUCUUAUCUUUACCCUGAUAGAAUGAAAGUUCCUGAGGGUAUAUCACUCUCAUUCUUCCAUGUAACCCCCACAGCAUCUUGGUCUUUGGAGUCACUCCUUAAAUGAUGAUAGUCAAUCAGUGUGGGAAGCUGGUUAGGUUACUUCACACCUCCUGGACUAUGUCCUUGCCCACAAAGAGGCAGGCAU